Molecule: messenger RNA, 841 nt
Organism: Coffea eugenioides
Lineage: Eukaryota; Viridiplantae; Streptophyta; Magnoliopsida; Gentianales; Rubiaceae
Product: putative GEM-like protein 8
Exons: 4
Coding region: 6-683 (225 amino acids)
Source: RefSeq, a predicted model, not a curated record
UUCUCAUGAAAAUAUUCUUAGACAGGUCCAGAGCCAUGAUGGACCAAGUGCCAAAGCAAGUGACUGGAAUUUCAAUUGCUUCAGCGUCACGCUCUUCUCAAAGAUCUGUAAAUAAUUUUUUGCUGCAGUACCCUUCAAAUGAAUCUUCAAAACUCAGACAAAGAAAAGCACAUUCAGUGAUUGCCAAGGUGAACAAACUUGGGGACAGGAUGGAAGGCAUCCGAGAGCAUGUUCGAUUAGCACCAAAGUUAACGAAAACUGUAAAGGGGAAGUUGAGCUUGGGAGCUAGAAUUCUUCAAGUAGGUGGAGUGGAAAAGGUGUUCAAUAACAAUUUUGGUACCAAAGAUGAUGAGAAAUUGUUAAAAGCUUCUCAAUGCUACUUAUCAACUACAGUUGGUCCAAUAGCAGGCUUACUUUUUGUAUCUACCCAUAAGGUUGCCUUCUGCAGUGAGAGAUCGAUCAAAUUUACAUCUCCAACAGGAAAGCUUCUUAGAGUGUAUUACAAGGUCUUGAUUCCACUUUCGAAGAUAAAACGAGCCAACCAAAGUCAAGACGUAAAACGGCCAUCACAGAAGUACAUACAAGUCGUUACUGAGGACAAUUUUGAGUUCUGGUUUAUGGGAUUCCUAAAUCACCAAGAGGCCUUGAAGUAUCUUGAGCAGGCAAUUUUCGAAACUCAAUGAACAAUUCAGCGUAAUGCUUUUCUUGUAGUUUACUGGUUUUUUACGAAACAAAAUGUGACUAUUGUAAAUGGGAGACAAGAUAAAAUUACUAGAAUUUGUAGACAUAUUAUGGUUCUUCUGUUGCUCAAGAAUUAUGUAAUACACUUGUUCUGGUUAUG